UAUCCCCCGCUGAAGUUUUUCGCAACGGUCCGGUUGAUUCGGCGCGCGCAUGUCUCGCUCUUUCGCGUAAUCGCGUUUUUAUUCCCAAGUUUGCAAUAAAUAAUGGCUUCGACUGCAGAUUCGAAGCAAACUGAAUUAAACGGUGAUAUGUCCUCUUGCUCGUGUCCGUGUAAAAAAUCCAAAAUGGAAAAUAAAGUGACUGUUGUGUUGGGUGCUCAAUGGGGCGACGAGGGUAAAGGAAAAGUGGUGGAUCUGCUCGCUAUUAAUUCCGACAUCGUUUGCCGCUGCCAGGGCGGGAACAAUGCGGGCCACACAGUCGUUGUCGACGGCAAGGAGUUCGACUUCCACCUGCUGCCCAGUGGGAUCAUCAACCAGAAAUGCAAGUCCGUUAUUGGCAACGGCGUGGUCAUCCACCUGCCUGGUCUCUUCGAGGAGCUCAAGAAGAACGAGCUGAAGGGCAUGCAGGGCUGGCAGGAGAGGCUCAUCAUCUCCGACAGGGCACACUUGGUUCUGGACUUGCAUCAGCAGGUGGACGGCUUGCAAGAGGCGGAGAAGGGUAAGAACUCCCUCGGCACCACCAAAAAGGGCAUCGGGCCGACCUACUCGUCGAAGGCAUCCAGAAACGGCAUCAGGAUAGGCGACCUGAUGGGGGAUUUCAGCUUGUUUGAAGAAAAGUUCCGCACGCUAGCCGAAAGCUACAAACGCAUGUUCCCAUCACUAGAAGUGGACGUGGAAGCCGAGCUGAGCAGAUACAAGGAAUACGCCGACAAGAUUCGGCCUCUAGUACGGGACACGGUGUCGUACCUCCACAAGGAGAUUCAGAACGGCAGCCGGGUGCUGGUGGAAGGCGCUAACGCGGCCAUGUUGGAUAUAGACUUUGGUACUUACCCGUACGUGACGUCAUCGAACUGCAGCAUCGGCGGCGUGUGCACUGGUCUGGGUCUCCCACCGAAGGUGAUCGGAGACGUGCUCGGCGUCGUCAAGGCUUACACGACUCGUGUGGGCGACGGGCCCUUCCCUACCGAGCUAAAUGACGAGACAGGACAGCUCCUUCAAUCCAGAGGUCACGAGGUGGGCGUGACGACGAAGCGCGUGCGACGCUGCGGCUGGCUGGACCUCGUCGUAGUCAAGUAUACCGCCGUCGUCAACGGAUACACCUCGAUAUGUCUAACGAAACUAGACAUUUUGGACACGCUAAAAGAAAUCAAAAUAGGCGUGGCCUACAAAUUGAACGGCAAGAAGAUUGAUUACUUCCCCUCGUCGAUGACGGAGCUGAGUAAUGUUGAGGUGGAGUACGUGACGAUGCCGGGCUGGGCGUGCAGCAUAGAGGAGGUGCGGCAGAUGGACCGGCUGCCCGAAGCCGCGUGCGCCUACGUCAAGGCCAUCGAGAACUUCCUGCAGAUACCUGUACAAUACAUCGGCGUGGGCCCCGGCCGUGACAGCAUUAUCAGCGCGGAAUAACUUGCUGCGCGUACGCCGCUCACGCGCUGCCGUAGGGAAAUACCCGGUUUGUACGAGAUGUCGAUAGAAAUACACCCAGAGAGUCGAUUCGAGUCAUUCAAGAACUUUUCUUAAAGAAUUUGAGUCAGAAUCGACUGAUUUGGUCGUCCUAUUUAAUUAUAACAACUUUUCCUAUUGGUAGCUGUGUAUGAUCCGAAUUUUAGUUCCCUCAUUCGGAUGGGUUUUUGAAUUUAUUUUUGAAGAUAAAAUUUAAUAAGUGUGCCUGAUACUGUUGUUGCACCAAUAAAUCAUAAUUAUGUCAUUUGUUUUUGAAAUUAUGACAAGUUAAGUUUAAAAACAUACUGUUGAUAUGUUGAUACUGUACUAGGACAGCUAAGACCAGUCUCAAUCGAUAUACAUCUUCAAUUGUGAUUUGUAAGAAUGCUAAAUAGAAAUGGGAAAAUGCCGUUUCGACUUUUAAGACGAUUCGAAAACGGCUUUGCAAGUUUCUACUUCAAUAUCGAAUCUAUACCAGCGGUAUUUCUCUACACUCAGUCAAGUUAUGUCAAUACUAGGUUGUUCUGUUCAUUUACUAGAUUUUGUAUCUUCAUCUACUCAUAAGCAAUAUCAUAGAUAACCGGUGCUUACUUAUGGUGAAAUAGUCUAUAAAAUCUAAUGCGAUUUUUAAAGUAAAUGACAUCAGUAUUUAAUCUUUUUCAUUGUCAAUUAUUUCAAACCAAGUUGUUUGAUGUUUGGAUGGUAAACUUUAAUCUUUUUACUAGGUUUUUUAAUCUAAUCAAUUUAUAUUGUCCUAUUGUUUGAUAUUUUUUGCUAGUAUCUAUGACAUUAUUUGUGUACCAACUCAGUGUACAAGUUUAAUCUACUAUUUACAUUAUAUUUGCACUGACUCAAUAAUAGACUAAAGAAAAUAAAUUACAAUACAAGGGUGCCUGGAUGUUAAACUCAUUAAUUGUGUUUGUUAGUUGGUGCUUAGUACAAAUAUUGUAUAACACGGCCGAUGCGUAGGUUAAAAACUAUAAACUGUUAAUUAUUAUUAAAGCCUCUAGUAUUGAAAGUUGCCUUCAGUAUAGAGCGUGUAAUCCGAACUGACAAUAUGGAUAUACAUUUAAUAGUAAAAACAAGGAUUCGUUAAAAUUCUCUUUUGUGUAUAUCUACGUCAUUGUAGGUAGUUCGAAUUGCACAAACUAUAAACUGAGGAAUAUAUUCGCAGUUUCUGGAAAUGUUUUGCCGAUUGUACAAAAGGCUACGUUGGAUUUGUAUUGCCAAGUGAUAUAAUACGCCAGCAAUAAAUAGAUAUAACACUGACCACUGAUAACACCAAUUUAGGGAGAUUUAACUUCGAAUAUGCUAUUUAGAGUAUUCAAUGUUGACGUCAAUGUUAUAUAGCUACUUCUAUGUAAAGAGAUGUUUUGCUGUAAGUGGCAAAUUUAGGAGAGGUAGUUGCAUUUUGAUGUGGAAAAAUAAAAAAUAAAUGUUACGUGUCUAUGCGCAUACUGUGAUGAUUUAUGGUUUUAUUCUGACUUGAUUUCAUAUUAAUUUUAGUUUUGGUCUUAGAUUUAUCAUGAAAAAUUGGACCACGUAACCUCAGUACAGGACAAGUUACUAGUAAAUCAUUACUUUAUGCCAAAUUGACACAGUGGCGGGCCACAGUUUUGAACUUUACUAGUUUUACAUAAACGCGAUUUUACUUAGUUCUACGAGAUAAACGAAUUCAUUGCUUAACUCUUGUAGAUUUGGAAUAAUCGCCAACCGACAUUUUAAAGCCACCGGAACUUCUGGGAAAACGUAAACUCGCCAAAGUUUCCAAGAUUUCUAUUGGUAAUUGAUUUGGUUUCCUAAAAAUCCACUGGCUCUAAGAUCUUGGUCUGUCUGUUAUCUAGUAUUAUUAUAAGUUUUCUCUUUCUUCUAUUCGAUUGAAAGAGAAUAGGUAUAGAUCCCCAUUACUUGGCUAGUUUGACUGUACUUACCUAUUUUACUUUUAAAUAGAAACACCUUUUGCACAAACUUCACGUUGUUUUGACAAAUCAUUUUUACUAACGCCUUUUGAACUACAUGUUUGCUUUUUAAUAAUUUACAAUGGACGAGUAUAUGUUAAUUUUGACGAACUUAAAACUGUUUACAGACGCAAGUCUCAUUCCAAAGAUCUUUCGAGGAAUAUUGUAGGUAGUUCGUGCGUAUUAGUUGUAACGUUGUUUCGCUUUUGCAAGUUCUGUGAGGUGUGUUUUGUGAUAUCUAUAUUAUAUUAAUGUAAAUAUUUCAAUCCAGUUACUAUAUGCCAAUAAAUGAUGGUUUAUUCUUUUA
Molecule: messenger RNA, 3762 nt
Organism: Ostrinia nubilalis (European corn borer)
Lineage: Eukaryota; Metazoa; Arthropoda; Insecta; Lepidoptera; Crambidae
Gene: Adss
Product: adenylosuccinate synthetase
Exons: 10
Coding region: 103-1461 (452 amino acids)
Biological process (GO): 'de novo' AMP biosynthetic process; IMP metabolic process
Cellular component (GO): cytoplasm
Molecular function (GO): adenylosuccinate synthase activity; GTP binding
Source: RefSeq, a predicted model, not a curated record